Molossus molossus (Pallas's mastiff bat) is the source of this 989-nucleotide messenger RNA. RefSeq names its product phosphatidylcholine transfer protein (gene PCTP). Gene Ontology annotation, molecular function: phosphatidylcholine binding; phosphatidylcholine intramembrane carrier activity. The transcript has 6 exons. Bases 51 to 698 code for a protein of 215 amino acids. The record is from RefSeq and is a predicted model, not a curated record. NCBI's taxonomy places the organism in Eukaryota, Metazoa, Chordata, Mammalia, Chiroptera, Molossidae.
AGCCUUCCUACUGCCUCUCCGGUAGGCGGAGGAGCUGAGGCUGCGGAAGGAUGGACCCUACUACGGCCGGAGGCUUUACCCAGGAGCAGUUCCUGGAGGCCUGUGCCGAGCUCCAGCAGCCCGCACUGGCCGGGGCCGACUGGCAACUGCUGGUGGAGACCUUGGGCAUCAGCAUCUACCGGCUGCUGGACCAGAAGACUGGACUUUAUGAGUAUAAAGUCUUCGGUGUUCUGGAGGAUUGCCCGCCGGCUCUGUUCACAGAGGUCUAUAUGGACUUAGAGUACAGAAAAAAGUGGGACCAGUUUGUUAAAGAACUCUAUGAAAAAGAAUGCGACGGCAAGACCGUGGUCUACUGGGAAGUGAAGUACCCCUUUCCCCUGUCCAACAGGGAUUACGUCUACAUCCGGGAGCGGCGGGACCUGGACGUGGAGGGACGGAAGGUCUGCGUGGUCCUGGCCCAGAGCACCUCCGCCUCGUGCUUUGCUGAGAAGCAGGGCGUGAUCCGGGUGAAGAAGUACAAGCAGAGUCUGGCGAUUGAGAGCGACGGCAAGAAGGGGAGCAAAGUUUUCAUGUAUUACUUCGAUAACCCGGGUGGCCAAAUUCCGUCCUGGCUCAUUAACUGGGCCGCUAAGAAUGGAGUUCCUAACUUCUUGAAAGACAUGGUGAAGGCCUGUCAGGCCUACCCCAAGAAGACCUAAGGAAGGGACCUGGGAGCCUGGUGCCCAUGGACUGAUGUCUGCGGAAGAGCCACGACCCACGGACACUCAGCCUUCCUUUGCUUCUCCGUCUCCUGAGGCCGGCACGCGCUCCAGUGCAGCAGGCUGAGCCUCUGUGCCUGCGCCUGGCUUCCUUUCCCACUCUCCCGACCUGGGACCCCUGCCUUCUUCCCCUAUUGAAUAUGGGUCAGAUUAGGGAAACUUCUGCUUUGUUUUUCAAAAGGGAAGUCCUCCCAUAGGGAACACAAUCACUCCAUUGUGCCAUUCGAAGGG